Molecule: messenger RNA, 393 nt
Organism: Nezara viridula (southern green stink bug)
Lineage: Eukaryota; Metazoa; Arthropoda; Insecta; Hemiptera; Pentatomidae
Source: the annotation of a GenBank genome assembly
AUGCCAACGAUGAGCCAAGAGACGCCAGUGCUCAAACAAGACUCAGAGAUGACAUUCCAUAAAAAAAUAUUUCCCAAAGGUACUGAUAAGUUUUUUCGUCUGAUAACGCAGGACAGGCAUUUGAAUUUUGUCUUCAUUUUUUGGAAACAGCAUUUUAUUCGUUUACUCACUUUGACUCCGAUCCUUCUUCUUCAGCUUGCUGCUGCUCUUGCCCAUCUCGACUGGAGCAGGGUCUCUCCGAAAAGGCGGGAAAACACGACAGCUGACUGGAGAACGUCACGGCGGGACACACGCGUACUCAACCAGGGUUCGGGCCAGACUGAGGCAGGCUUCCCGUCCCGUUGCCUCCCCCACCAGUACGGUACCUCCCGUACAUGGAACGUUCGGAAAUGA